CACAAUCAAGUGCAAAGAAUUUUUGAUUUGAAAACAAAUGGUUGAAUUACUUGAUCGGAAGAAAUCGGCGAAUUGGCCGGAGCUGAUCGGCCGUUGUGUAGUCUCUUUCAUACUUGUUUUACUAACUCAAUGCAGUCAAUUUCUCGUUCCUCAGUUCUUCUUCGAUUUGCCCGUGUUCAUUCAACUUCUACUUUCAGCUCUAUUACUUCUAGCUGUUGUAGGGGUAGUAGGAUGGUGCAGGCGGCUUCUUCGAGUUCGAGCGUCAGCUCCGGCGUUCGUUUUCUGCAGUGUACUUUUUGUUUGGGUGGUUUACAUAGCUAUUGUUCGACAAGCUGCUACACAUUUGAUGGAUCUUCUGUUUAAUGGGCAGAUAAUCUUGCUCAUUUUUGGCCUUUGUAGGAUGUUAUCCAGUGAUCCUGGUUUGGUAUCAUAUAGUCCAUCCCCUUCGGAUUUAAUUGCCCAAAGUUCAAGUUCAGAAAUUGACACUUACCAUCAGGAUACUGAAUUGGGUGAUAGGGUGAGAUGCUGUCAGAUCUGCAAAGCAUAUGUUAAAGGCUUUGACCACCAUUGUCCUGCAUUUGGAAACUGUAUUGGGCAUAAAAAUUAUCUCCUCUUCAUGGUUCUACUAAUUGGAUUUCUCUGGACUGAAGCAACUUACUUGGUGUGUUUAUCUCAAUAUGCAGCGCAGUUUGUGGUUCCUGAUGGCGAUGGAACUAGGCUAGAGAUUAGUCUCUCAAGGAAAGUGGCCAGCAGCACCAUGCUAUUCUCCAUUCUACAAUUAGUAUGGCAGGUGCUGUUCUUACUGUGGCACAUGUAUUGUAUCUGCUUCAAUAUCAGAACAGAUGAAUGGAUUCACUGGAAGAGGUACCCGGAAUUUCAAAUUUUUAUCCAGUCUUCGCAUGGUGAAAAGUCCAGUGAAGUGAGGUUCAAAAACCCUUAUGACAAAGGAGUUUUACAGAAUUUGAAGGAGUUUAUGGCGUCAAAACGUUGAGACUAGUGUUUGAGUAUUGAUCUUGGCAUUCUUCGGCAAUGAGUUUUUACUGGUUUCAAUAAUUAUCCAUGCUCUUAACUUGUAUAUUUUUUAACACAACAAAUGUGGAGUGGAUGAGUGAGCCUUUAACCUCUAAAAAUAUUAUAGGUGCCUUUAAUGACUAUGCUCUAACGGACUCGAAUCUUGUAUAUUCUUAAAAUAUAUGUAUAGGAAAGGAAAUAUUGAUCAUA
Cucurbita maxima (winter squash) is the source of this 1221-nucleotide messenger RNA. RefSeq names its product probable protein S-acyltransferase 15. The record is from RefSeq and is a predicted model, not a curated record. Gene Ontology annotation, cellular component: endoplasmic reticulum; Golgi apparatus. Gene Ontology annotation, biological process: peptidyl-L-cysteine S-palmitoylation; protein targeting to membrane. NCBI's taxonomy places the organism in Eukaryota, Viridiplantae, Streptophyta, Magnoliopsida, Cucurbitales, Cucurbitaceae. Gene Ontology annotation, molecular function: protein-cysteine S-palmitoyltransferase activity. Bases 38 to 991 code for a protein of 317 amino acids. The transcript has 11 exons.